Messenger RNA from Macrobrachium nipponense, 10503 nucleotides. Its product is annotated as sodium/potassium/calcium exchanger 2-like. Gene Ontology annotation, biological process: intracellular calcium ion homeostasis; calcium ion transmembrane transport. Bases 919 to 3108 code for a protein of 729 amino acids. The record is from RefSeq and is a predicted model, not a curated record. Gene Ontology annotation, cellular component: plasma membrane. Gene Ontology annotation, molecular function: calcium, potassium:sodium antiporter activity; calcium channel activity. NCBI's taxonomy places the organism in Eukaryota, Metazoa, Arthropoda, Malacostraca, Decapoda, Palaemonidae. The transcript has 11 exons.
CACCGGAUCUCAGUUGGUGAGCGGAGUUUGACCGGGAGUGGUACUGGCUAAUCGUAGUACGCCGGAUCCCAUCGUCCCUCGAACGAAACGCUCAAAAGAAAAGGGAGAGAGAAAAAAAGCUUCGAAGUCGCUUCUUCCAAUAACGUCCUCUUAAGUAUUAUAGUUGUCCUCCUCCUCCUCCUUCUCCUCUUACUCUUCCUCCCGACAGCGCAGGAAAAGGAGAGGAGAGUCCUUCAGAAGGCCCUUCCCUCGUAGAUGUUGUCGAAACUGGACGUGGUGUAUCCGUAGGAUACUACAGACUAAUCUGUACGACUCAACCCACCACCACCACCAGCAGCCUUUGCUGUAUCGACGGGGUCUCGUUUUGUCCAGCUGUUUUCUCGCUCACGUUGUUCACUGCAGUCCUUUUUAACGAGAUAAGCAAAGUGCUGCCCUUAAGCGUAUAGUAGAUGUGCGAGUGUUGGAGAUUCGGUAUCUGCACAAAGUAUGUAUUUUCGUUAUACUUUUAGCGUAGAUUGCUGAGAGAGAGAGAGGCCAAAUUUUUAUUUUCGUAUAGCUCAGUAUUAUUACAGUCGCUAGAUUAACUCAGUCUUCAGGUGUUACAAAAUAAUGUAGUCCAUCUCGUCGCAUAUGAAACCUACCAAAGUCUAAUCGCCAGGGACUUCCUCGGAGAACGUCACUGUCGUGUCCUUAUAGGGUACUCGAAGAAAACACAAAGUAUACCAACCAACAAACUGCAGCUAGUAUAGUUACCACAGGCAGCGACUGCAGUCACGAAGGUCAAGCAAUCAGUGGCCCCAGACGUCUUCUAUCCAAGACAACUGACACUGAUUUUUGCUCGAGAAGGGCGUGAUGAUUCAAGAAGGGGCACGGGGGCAGUGCUGUCACCACCUCCAGUGACUGACUGCCACCACUGCUAUGCCAUUACAUCCCAAAAACGCCUCCAUACGCCGUCGUCGCAGAUGGCACGGUCUCCCCCAGCUGGUGGGGGUGACAGUGUUCACCUUUGCCUUCGUAGGUGUCAGCAUCCUGCUGCAGGACACGCCACCGUCCUUUCAGUCAUCCUCCUCCUCCGCCGCCGCCGCCCUAGUGACGUCUCGCCUCUCUCACCCUCACGUGGUGCGGACUCGAAGCCUCAAGCAGGUCUCCACUACCACCAGUUUCUACACGGAGGAGGAGACUGACGUCCCCCUCGUGGAAGAGCUUAAUGCCACCAAGCCCCAGAAUGACCCCCUCUUCCCGCCCGACCUCUUCACGCCCGAGGAGCGCAAGCAGGGCGCCAUCAUCCUGCACGUCAUGGGCAUGAUCUACAUGUUCGUGGCCCUGGCCCUCGUGUGCGACGAGUUCUUCGUGCCGGCCCUCGACGUCAUCAUCGAGAAGCUGCAGAUUUCGGAGGACGUGGCGGGCGCCACCUUCAUGGCGGCCGGCGGCUCCGCCCCGGAGCUCUUUACCUCCGUCAUCGGCGUCUUCAUCAGCUUCGACGACGUAGGCAUCGGCACCAUCGUGGGCUCGGCUGUGUUCAAUGUGCUGUUUGUGAUCGCUAUGUGUGUGUUGUUUUCGAAGACGGUGCUGGACCUCACUUGGUGGCCGCUGUUCCGCGACGUGACUUUUUACAGCACCUCCCUCCUGCUGCUGGUGGUGUUCUUCCUGGACAACAACAUCUUCUGGUACGAGGCCCUCAUCUUGUUCCUCAUCUAUAUCACCUACUGCCUCUUCAUGAAGUUCAACGAGAAGGUCGAGAGGUUCGUCAAGAAGCAACUCAACCGCAACAAGGUGACCCGAGUCUGCUCCACCGACCAGCUGGUGCCGAGCCAUCAGAAUGCUGCUCAAACAUUGCACGCGGGGGGUCCACAGCCUGCGGCGGGAGGAGAGAGACGCCAAUCGGCCCCUGUUCUACACUCCGGCACCAAGUUCAGACAUGGCCUCCUACAGCUUAUGAUCCAUACUAUCGAUCCGCUACACGACGGACUCGAGGAAGAACCUGGCAAAGUGGACGAGAAGGCGACACAGCUGCACGCCAUCGCAUCUCUGAAGGUGCUGCUCGACGCCACCAAGCCCCAGAACGGCCGCGUGGAGACCUACCGCUCCGACGGACUCACCCCGGACGCUCGCCCUGACAAUCAGUCGCACGUAAGUGGCCGGUCGUCCCAGGGCACGGAAGUGACGCACGUCGACUCCCUGGGGUCCUCGGACGCGGCUUCCCAUAGCGGCCCGCACACCAACGGCGACCUCCAGUCCGAGAGUAACUCCGUCGCGAACAAUGUGAGUUAUGGCACCAACUCUGUGCGCAAGAUCCCUCCCACCACCAAGGCUCUCCCUCCUCCUCCUCUUCCUCCUCCUCAGAACGGCAGCGGCGGCGGCGACAACAACGGCGUCGCGCCGGCUGCCCCCGACGCCACUGAUGUGGAGGCAGACGUCACCACCCCCGCGGGCGAUGGAGACGACGACGAUGACAACAAGCCUAUAGACCUCAGCUGGCCGGACACUUGUAGGAAGAGAAUCACGUAUAUCAUCGUCGCUCCUCUCAUUUUCCCACUGUGGCUGACGCUGCCUGACACGAGGACUCCCAGAGGGAAGCGCUUCUUCUUCGUCACUUUCCUAGGAAGCAUAGCCUGGAUCGCAGCUUUCUCAUACCUCAUGGUUUGGUGGGCUACACUUACCGGGGAGGCCUUGAAUAUAGACUCAGAGGUGAUGGGGCUGACGAUCCUGGCCGCAGGUACCUCCGUCCCUGACCUGAUCACAUCUGUCAUCGUGGCCAGGAAAGGCUUCGGGGAUAUGGCAGUCUCGUCCUCAGUUGGAAGCAACCUCUUCGACGUCACCUGUGGGUUGCCAAUUCCGUGGUUACUCCAUGCCUUAUCUCAGGUGAUUGGAAAUUAUAUCAAAAAGAAGGAAAAUCCUUGGAGUGUCAACCCCAUCGAGGUGAACUCAGAGGGAAUGGCGUGCUCCAUCAUGAUGUUGUUCAGCAUGCUCAUGUUUGUUAUCGUCUCCAUCGCCUGUUCAAAAUGGAAGAUGAAUAAGGGCCUGGGAGCAGCCAUGUUCGUCCUUUACUUCGUCUUCGUCAUCUCGUCCCUUAGUUUCAAGUAUGGGUUUGUCGUCUGUCCAAUCUGAGGAGGGGGACCUGUCAGCCGCCCGUCCUUUCGCCGGGGGACAUCCGUCAGGGAGGAUGCAACGUCACUACUGCCUCUGUCGUUCCUCUUCGCAUCCUCCUCUUCAUCCACGCCACAAGCUUUUCCUCCGCGAAAAAGAAGAAGAAGAAGAAGAAGAGGCAAACACAAGGAGGAACACGAGGGUGGAAUCGUCGACGAGGGGAGCAAAUCCAACGCAACAAACUUCAUCGAUGAUGAUGAAGAAGAAGAAGAAGUGCUGCCGAUCACCUCGACUUCUCGUUGAAAACUGUUAGUCUUCAAAGUGAAAACACGACGCGUCCUUUCGCCAGCACUCUUCAGUCGAGAGAAUCGUACGUUCGACUCUCAAUUCAUUGCCAGUUUUUAAGUUCAGAACUGAAACUCUCGCCUUGUUGCGUUCCCUACCAACGAAUGUUCCCAAAAAAACAAAACAAAAAAAAAGAAAAGAGUUGUUCGCUGAUGCACACGGUUCUGUUGAGUUGUCCAGGUGUAUUUUUCUCUUCUCGUCGGUUCAUUCCUUCAAGGUCAAGUUUCUUAGCUUGUUUUGGGCCCCCAAAUCACCCCCUAGGUUUCACAUAGGGAAGUAGCUAAUACAACUCCAAUAUCCAUUUACUCUGAGGCCCCCCCCCCCCAAGUAGCUCGUCAGAGGGCCCAUUCUAUACAACUGUAUUAGUGACUUUAUCUAUAGACGCUAGAUCAAUGCCAACCCACUUCAAUCCAGAGAAAUAGUUCAAAUUUAAUAGUUCUUAUUAAACAUCAUGUGUCAUCUUGACGGAGAGCGGUUUCGAGUGAAUAGGAAAAUGAAAUAGAUGCAUCCAUCUAUAUAUACAUAUUCACGCAUAAAAUAUACUUAAGAAUAACAGUACUACAUUCGCAGAAGCACUCGAAGUUGAAUACUUGUAUAACAUAGAAAUGCCAUAGUACAUUUUACACAUUUGGAUGAUCACACACACAUUUCAUGCAUAUGUAUGUAUGUAUUUAUAUACAUAUAUAUGUAUUGUAUCUAUGUAUAUGUAUAUAUAAACAUGCUCUGUAACUGAGGAGCUUUUAAAAGCGUAUCUCAUCCUCUUAAAAAAAGGUAAAAAAUAAAAAAACAAGACAUUCGAAGGUGAAUCUGGUGGAAUUUUUUUUUCUUCGUUUUGUUCUGUCCCUUUAAAAGAAAUACAUUUGAGAAUCAACUUCACUCCUUCCUUGCCAUCUUUCAUCACCUCAAAAAGAGAGAGAUAAUAAAAGAAAAUAAAAAAUCGUCUUCCUGAGUCGUGUCAGGUGUUGCCAGUAUAUGCUCCAGGUGUUGCCAUACUCCUGGUGUUGCCAUACCCCAGGUGUAGCCAUACUCCAGGUGUAGCCAUACUCCAAGCACAGCCAUAUUCCAGGUGUGGCUAUUGAAAUCGGUACUCGUUUUUUCGAAGAGUGUUUGUUGUGGUUCUCGGACAAUGUGGUAUGAUGAACUGUUAAACGUUAGCAACAACGGUUGCUAAUUUCGUCUUAAUUGUUGUAAAAUCAAAGUUAUUUAAAAGCGUAUAUUGACGUCAUUCCAUUCCUGUGGCGAGAUGGAAACGUGCAAGUCCAUUGGUAUAUCUUUUUGUGGGUUUUGUGUCACUUUUAUAACUCCAUUUGUUAUCCUCCUAAAAACCUUUGAGAUUGCUCUAUUACAAAACACCUCAUGGCGACAUGAUCCCAAAGAGUUUUUGUCGAUAUUUACAAGGAAAAAUAUAUAUAUAUAUCUAUAUACAUAAUAAAGGAAAAAUACCGGCCCCCCCCAAAAAAAAAAAAAAAAAAGUUCGCGAACGAUGCUUUUGUCAGCAGAGUUGUGCUUUGUUGGAAAUUUAAAAGCAUUUUUUGUAGCUACCAGCACUUGAAUAUCGAAAUGUCGACUCCUUAGUAUCAAAUUGCCUUGCAUUAUUAUUAUUAAUCGUUAUCGUUUGAAGACUCGAGGCUUUUUACCGUGACAAACACACGCCAUUGCCUUGGAAUAGUCUUUCCGUUCUGGUUUUCGUCUGCUAGUGUGGUUUUUCGCAGAAGCUGUAGUCAGUCGCAUUGAUGUUAAUAAAAGUGGUAUACUGUUGAUGUGCCGUCGAACGUAGCCGCCGAUGCGUUUGUUUUUUUAUGUCAUUUUCAAAAGUCAUGUCACGUUACGUCACAUCCAAUACAGACGGACGAGGAUUUUGAGAAAUUAAAAGAUGGUCGUCGAAGAUUCUAAUCUGUGAUACUUACUUCCCUAAAUACCGCCGCUGAAUAUCCAACUCCACCACAACCAAACCAAUUACCCAAAAAAUAAAAAAAAAAAUUCCACAUCCAACAUCCCUCCACCACCACAACCACCAUUCCCCCACCACCACCACCAACCACCACCACUAUUACCACCACUAUUACCAUCAUUCCUCGAACACCAGCUCGUUUCCACUCGAUUGUGAGGAGGUAGACCGUAGCAGCUUUGACUGGGCCAAAGUCUUUCCGGUUUUUCUUUCCCAGGAGACAACAUUUAAGUAGUUCCAAAUGGGAGAGUCUCCGUCAUGUUAUAUAUAAACUUAUUAUCAUUCUAUUUAAUAUAAUAAUAAUAAUAUUCCCCAGUGCUCGUGGCCUAAAGUGUACUUGUGAAGAGAAAGAGGUAGUACGAGCUCCUGCUGCGGGAAAGCUCCUCCUGCUCCAACGAACACACUCGAGUCUCGACUCGUCACGCACUCACUCGCGAACCCUUCUCUCUUCUUCUUUGAUUAUUGUGAUGAGCGUCAGGGAAACCAAAGGUCUAAAAUGAAGCAAAGUCAAACGAGACAUGACAAUGUACCUACUACAGGGUGGCACGAGGGGCUCUUUGAGAAAUAAGAUACAAAAAAGAAAAAGAUUCGUCCCUACCAGGGGCUCGUACCCUCCUAUCUGACAUUUUAUCGCAGCUACAGUAAAGUCUAACACUGUUAUCGUACUAGAGAGCAGCAGCAGCUUGUUGUAGAUUUCGUUGCAACGGCGUCGACUUCGGUCCAGUCAACUCAGAGUUGAUGAGUGAAUAAUAAUUCUGCCCGCUCGUUCUUAUCCCUUAAAAGAUUCCCUGGGUUAGUCGUCAUUAUUAGAUCUUGCACACAGCAAUAAAUAAAUAAAUACAUAAAAUAAAUACACGGCAUUUGUAUUUGGUGGAAACGUUAGGAUUGAAUGUCCUUUUAUAGAUCACAUUCUAAUGUUGUUUUGAUGAAAAGUCUAGUUUCCAUAUAUACAGUAUAUACAAAUACUAUAUACAUAUAUUAAUCAUCUUUACGUUGUUGAUGUAUAUAAUAUAUUAUUAUUAUUAUUGAUUAAUGAUACUAUACGGGGAAACAGUGAUGUAAACUGGAACCAUUACAGUUUCCACUCCUGUCUUGCAUCUUGAUGUAUUGCAUUACUUUUCAUUUAGGGUUUAAGGUUCUUGGAAUUUUUCCAUAUUUCUCUAUAUUAUAGUAUGUAGUUACUACAGGUAUUCAUUACAUGAUGACUGAGAGAAGACUCACGAUCGUCGUCGCAUCCAGAUAAUGUAUCAAUCAGUUGGUUUUCGAGACCCUUCCGCGUUCAUUUUUUCUGGACUCACAAAAUCAAAAUGUUACAUGCUAUCUAUCCUUAAGAGCGAAAACGAAGGGAACUUUUUCUCCGGACGAUAUGUAAUGCCUCUGUUCAGGUGUCUGCAGAUAUUUUAUACAUGUCAUUGAGAUAUGAUUACCUAUAUUCAUUAGUCUAUGCUAGGUACAUUUAUAUAAUACUUUGUUCUAGUAAUCAUGCAUAGUGUAUGUGAAGUUUUACAAAGUAUAUAUUAUUAGUUUCGAUGAGUUUGUCUUAUUGGAAGAAAGAAAGGAGGAGGAGGAGUGUCAGAUUGACAAACACAAGGCCAUUAUGGUGAUGAUAUGAUGAUAUGAUGAGGUCGAUAAAGCAAAUGAAUUUGUCGUUUGACAGCUUUGUCAUUUGGAAUUUUUUUGUCACUUGGAAACAUUUGUCAUUCCCACGAUCUGAUUUCAGAUCUGCAAUCCUCUGACACCAUCCUCAUUCCCCAAGCCCUCUUCUCUUGUGUAACAUUGACUGUAAGUAACUGCAACUGUAUUAUUGCCUGCCUACACAAACUUUUUCCAAACAGGCAAACGCAGAAAUAAACAUUAGAAUGUUAAAAAAAAAACUUUGAAAUGGAUGUUAUUAAAGGUUUUGUAUUAUUGUCAGGGGAAUGUUAUGAAACUGAAAGGAUUCCAAAAUAAUGAAUAAAUGAAUCAUUUGUUGUACAGUAAACUUAUCAAUGCAUAUGUUGGCUUGUCAGGAUAUGAUGAGAACAUUCCGCAAUGUUCAGAAAGACUUUCAACAUUUUUUGUUCUGUAAUGUUACCUCAUAUUCUGCAGCUCUCUCUCCGAGCACAAAAUGUUACAGAGAUAAGCUUCGAAAUGUUUUUUGAUGUUAAUUACCUUGUUUUAUAUCAACUGGUACAGACACCACGGAGUUGGUUUGUGGUUUAACACGUGGUUUGUAUGAAAAUAAGAUAUAACAGUAGAAAUAGUAUAGAUGACUUGUAAUCAAACGUAGGACCAUAUGUAUCAAUAGACGCUUUUUUGCAUUCACUCUCUUCAGUGACCUAUUAAUGCAUUAUUGCCUUAAAUUUUAUGAGGAUUCCUUUGCAGAAUGUUUUUAGAACCCAGCUGAUGCUUACAGGGAAAACUUGUUUGACCCCUAAUGACCUUUUUAACAGCGAUAUUGAAACCCCCUUCCUUGUUCGAGAGAUUGGCUGCCUUGUCUUUGUUGUCAUCAGAAAAGCCAUUAAUUUCAACUGUAUGUUUCGUUUGACGUUACUUCCCAGUUAGCUUUGAACACCACCGAAAAAAAAGUAGCAGUAAGUAUCACUUGGGUUACUUUAAAAUGUAAAGCAGUUGAGCACUAAAAAUUUCUACUUUCAAUACAACGCAGUUGAUGUUAUAGCAUUAAUAUAUAAGCAGCAGACAAAGCAAAAAAAAGAAAAAAGAACAAAAAAACAGGGAAGUCUGGCUUAAUCGCCUUUCUGAAUUUGUAUUACCUCUGUUACUGGUCAGUAUGAUGAAGCAUUGUUAAAAAAAAAAAAAAAUUCAAGAAGUGAAGUUCUUAUGCCAUUCACGUUUUUGUGGCUGUUUUGAAACUGGUCGUGAAAAUGCCCGAAUCUUUUUUUGGCCCGCGGUUAUGAUACAGUCGUGAUUUUCAUUUGUUUUUGUGAUUCGUAUCUGAUCAUUGUUUUCUGUCUAUUUAAAAAUUCAGCAUCAUGUAAUGUUUUUCAGGCUGGAAUUAUGAUCUGCAAGAUCAGCUGAAGUCACAAGAAUAAUGAUGUUUUUCUGUUUUUUAACCAGAUAAGAUAAAAGACCUAUUUAAAAAGAUUUUUAAGAAUGUAUAUUCAAUUGUAUUGAUGAUUUCACUUUGUCAAAUUAACAUGUAUGAUAUUGUUCACCAGUCACUGUAUGAUCUGAAGGGAAAUAUGUUGUGUAAAUAUUAUUCGUUUUCUUAUAAUUGUGUCAUAAGUUAAGUUUGUUUCCUCUUAUAUAAAAUUUCAGCUCUUCGGAAAAUGUUGUAGCUCUUUUUAUCAUUAUCGCGUUGUCCAAAUUGAUCAAAGAACAGAAGAAUUCAUUCCAGUAUUGUAAUAUUUUCUUUGUGUCAGUGUUGAUUGGAUCUGUCAAUUUUCGCGCGCGAUCCCACCAAAACUGAACAUUAUCCAAAGAGCCAAAAUUGCCAUAAAGCGACUAGAUCAUUUGCAUAUUAUUUUUUAAGAUUUGUAAGAAGUGGGAGGAGCUAUCUCGCCAAAACCUCACAGCCUCCCAAGGGCAUUCAUAUCGAGAGUGGUAUAUCCUUCAAAACUGGAAAAGAGAAAGAAUAUUUCCUUGUGGUAUUCCUCGUCGAACGUUCUCGCUAUUUUUCAACCAUUUUUCCAACCCAGUGUGGCGGGCCGGCUGGGCAUAUUACGUAAACUUCUUGCCAGCUAAUAUGCAUGUGAUGUUUCUUACGCUUGUGAAUGCAUGGACCUAGCGCAGCACAGUAACACUCGAUUCAUAUUUAAAUAAGGAAGAAAAAAAAUCAUCAUAGAUUAUCUUAUCACGGUGAGAUUAACGUACGAAUGCCUUGUCAAUGAACAUUCCAAUCCUUGUCAAUAUUUGCUCUCUAUACUGUGUUUUAAGUACUUUUGGACCUAGAUAUACUAAAUGGGCUUUCCUCUUCCGACAUUGAAACACAAUUUAACGAAAAUAAAAGAAAAAAUGUCAUUCGUUCACUCUAAAAGCAAAAUUUUAAAAGUCAAACCUAAUCGGAGAAGUAUUACUAACGAAAAUAAAAGAGGACGGUUCUUUAGUCUUUUCCAAUGAGAUUCGAAACUCUAUACUUACUUUCUUGUCGUGACUUGUGGUCUCCUGUGAACUUUGUGCCGUUUUGUUUCGACUUCACUUCUUGGUGUUUUAAGAAACUCUUUUUAAACAGUGGUCCGAUGGGUGACGUAGGUUUUUAAAAUAAUAAAAAAAAAAAACUCGUUAGGAAGAGAAAUCGGUCGGCGAUGGAUUUGUUUUUUUCGAGUUAGCGAAGCACAAACGACCUACCUGCCACCCUCGGCCAUUCUUUAGACAUUUAUAGUAUAAAAAAAAACACUUCCUCUUCAACUUUUCUAUAGGUCAGCCUGUUUCUUAUAUGCCAUACUACUUACUACAAUUACCAUAAUGCCAUCGCUAUGAUUUUUUUCUUCAGUUGACGGUCCAUUGGCGUUUUUCGAGCAAUUGGCACCAGAUCGGUUUAUCCAACGCGCUGAUCCGAAAUUUUGCGAUGUGGUGUAUAAUACAAUACCGAUGCAAGGGCUAUAUAUAUGUACUCAUUUGGAAAUUGCACUCGAAGUUACACAUUAUUUUUUUACAUAUCAAAAUAAAAAAAAGAGAUGAGUCAUCAUUUGCUAUAAUGUAUAUUGGAAGUUUUCUGUAUUGUUUGAAAAUAUAUAUGUUAUUAGUAAAUAAGGCUAUGAUCCUGUUGUAUUUCUUUCUCAUUCCCUUCUCACGAGUUGUUACUCUCUCUCUCUCUCUCUCUCUCUCUCUCUCUCUCUCUCUCUCUCUCUCUCUCGUUUGUCCGAAUGACGCCGGAAAAAAAAAGAAAGAUAUAUUGUUAGAACGCAUCUCCUUAUGAGAGUAAGUAUUUCCUCUUGGCCAAUUGUACCCGCCCCCAAUCUCUCUCUCUCUCUCUCUCUCUCUCUCUCUCUCUCUCUCUCUCUCUCUCUCUCUCUCUCUUUGUUUAGGUAAUGAUUACUUCAUUAUGCAAAAUUACCACAAUUGAAAUGAGACACUUUAUCGUGAUUCUGGAAGUGAAGAGUACGACUGAUAAAGGUUUCCUUUUUUCUUUAUUUUGAAGAAAGAUUUAAUGAAGAGGGUACAUAAUAAAGGAAGGAUACUUG